AUGGGGCGCCAUUUGUCGGAGCUGGGGAUUCCUGCCUCAUUGAAAGCGGCCACGGCCAUAUCCCGGCGCGAUGAUGCAACAUUUUCUGUUACUUUGGAUCCAGCAUUUUCCAUCGGAGCAGUGCCCAAUGGUGGCUACAUCGCCUCCAUAUUCCUCGCCGUUGCCGAAGCGUACCUCGGGCCCCGUGGCCACCCUGACACCAUCGCUGCGCACUGGCAGUUCCUCUCCCGUGCCCGCAAUGGCAGCGCCGUUCUCAAAGUCAGCGAAGCCAAGAUGGGUCGUGCCAUGUCGGUAUUGCAUGUCACACUGCACCAGCCCGACGAAGCCUCAAAGUCGUCCCCAACACUCAAGGCAUCUGAUGGCGAUGGCGAUGGUGAUGGCGUCAUCGUCGUCGCUGCCUAUCUGACGAACCGCAGCAUGGCUGAUGAUGUCGCCGCCUCCUCCAUUUCUAUCUCUCUCCCGACCGGCUGGGUAGAACCUCACCGACCGCCGCCCGUCAUGGACUACGACGUGCUGCGACGACAGCAGCGGGAUGCCGACUGGGAACGCAUGUACGUCUGGUUGAUGGGUCGUCUGCCUUCGCUGCACAACGUCGAGUUCUACAGACGACGUGUCCGCCACGAUCAGUCAGGAAUGCUGGAUCUUUGGAUCCGUCUCGCUGUCGGAGAGGCCUUCACGGCGAUAUCCCUCGGGUACGUUGCCGACAUUGCCGUUGCGCUGCUUCCCGAGACCUACCGCCAGCCGAUGAGCACGCGUCCCGUACCGAACGGUAUGUUGGAGUGUAACAAGGCCUUCUGGUACCCUACCAUCACCAUGAACCUCGACGUAAAGAGGAAGCUGCCCACCAAAGGUGUCGAGUGGCUGCGGCUUCGCAUCACAUCCAAGACAAUCCAGAAUGGUCGCUUCGACGCCGAGGUGCUCAUAUUUGAUGGCGACGACCGCCUGGUGGCCACUAGCUACCAUGUCGCCAUGAUUGUCGGUGCCGAGAGAAACUACGCAGGGAGGAGGUCGGCGCCGGGGCUCAAGCCAAAGGUGUGA
Molecule: messenger RNA, 1038 nt
Organism: Drechmeria coniospora
Lineage: Eukaryota; Fungi; Ascomycota; Sordariomycetes; Hypocreales; Ophiocordycipitaceae
Exons: 2
Coding region: 1-1038 (345 amino acids)
Source: RefSeq, a predicted model, not a curated record